AUGCAGCGCAUGGCGGACAUAGACCUCGACGCCGUGCGCGCCGUCCGCGUGCUCGGCCGCGGCGCCAUGGGCACCGUGUUCCUCGUCGCCGGCGGCGGCGACGAGGAUGGCGGCGGGGCGUACGCGCUCAAGGUCUUCGACAAGAGGCCGUCCCUUGAGGCGGCGCCGGCGCCGGCGGAGGUGGAGGUGGAGGCGGGGAGGCGAGGGGACGCGGCGCGGCGCGCGAGGUGGGAGGUGUCCGUGCUGUCCGGGCUCGCGCACCCGCACCUCCCGUCGCUGCUCGGGCACGCCGAGACGGAUGACCUCGUGGCGUGGGCCGUGCCCUACUGCGCCGGCGGCGACCUCAACGCGCUGCGGUACAGCCAGCCCGACCGCGUCUUCUCCCCCGCGGCCAUUAGGUUCUACGUCGCUGAGCUCGUCUCCGCGCUCGCCGAGCUCCACGCCGCCGGGAUCGCGUACCGCGACCUCAAGCCCGAGAACGUCCUCCUCCGCGCCGACGGCCACGUCACGCUGACCGACUUUGACCUUUCCCGGCUGCUCCCGCCCAAGUCCCCCUCCCCCUCCGCGUCUACGUCCACCUCGUCGUCUUGCUCGACCACGUCGUCACCGCCGCCGCAGCUGCACGGCCAUGGCCGGAGCCAGCUAAGGCGAAUCUUUGCGAGGAGUGAGUCCUCGGUGGCCGCGACGUCGACGUCGUCCGGCCAGGAAACCCACAACCUGGCCUGGUUCCUCAAGAGAAGCGACGGCGGCGGCGGGGGCGGUGACCAGCUCAAGAAGGCGAAGUCGGCGAGGGUCUCCCCGGUGAGCCGCGUCAAGAAGCAGGCGAGCUUCAGCUCGGCCGCGAGCGCGUGCGAGAGGUCGUUCUCGUUCGUGGGGACAGAGGAGUACGUGGCGCCGGAGGUGGUGAGAGGCGAGGGGCACGAGUUCGCCGUCGACUGGUGGGCGCUCGGGGUGCUCGUCUACGAGAUGGCGUACGGGAGGACGCCGUUCCGGGGACGGAGCCGGAAGGAGACGUUCCGCAACGUGCUGCUCCGGGAGCCGGAGUUCUCCGCGGACUCCCGGCGCCGGUGGCCUGAACUCACCGACCUCAUCACGAGGCUUCUCGACAAGGAGCCAACGAAGAGGCUCGGCUUCGCCGGCGGAGCCGACGAGGUCCGUGCCCACCCGUUCUUCGCCGGGGUCGCGUGGGACCUCCUCGGCGAGCUGUCCCGGCCGCCGUACAUCCCGCCGCCGGCCGACGACAUUGUCGCAUGCGAGGGUUUCAGCGUGGUAGAGUACUUCAACAAGCUUCACGAGACUCCGCCGCAGCAGGAGGAAGAGGAACUGACGGAGUUCUUGCCGGAGUUCUGACGUCCGGCGCCGUUCAAUACUUUUCUCUCUUCAUUUUUCAUUUGCUCCUUUGAAAAACCUUUAAUUGCGAGCCGAUAGUUACUUGGUGAUGGGUGCGAGUGCAGUAAAAUUGUGUAGAAGAGAUUGUGCUGUAAGAUUGUGUAAGGGUAGAGUUGUGGAAAUAAGUGUAACUAUUUUGGAAGGGGACUAGAUUGACUGAAAAUACUGUACUUCACAAGGGUUUAAUCCCUGCAGUCUAAUUGAUUAAGCUGCUGCAGUCUAAUUGAUUAAGCUGCAGUGUUGAAUCAGAUAGU
Molecule: messenger RNA, 1643 nt
Organism: Oryza brachyantha (malo sina)
Lineage: Eukaryota; Viridiplantae; Streptophyta; Magnoliopsida; Poales; Poaceae
Product: serine/threonine-protein kinase UCN-like
Exons: 1
Coding region: 1-1350 (449 amino acids)
Biological process (GO): protein phosphorylation
Cellular component (GO): nucleus; plasma membrane; cytoplasm
Molecular function (GO): protein serine/threonine kinase activity; ATP binding
Source: RefSeq, a predicted model, not a curated record